AUGUUCAGUAGGUUGUCUCGGCCUGUCUUGAACGCCAAUGCAAGGCUCUUUCUUGCGGUUAGAAAUACCCAUCGAUGUGGCUAUUCGGCCAUUUCUACUCAUUCCAGCUUCCCAGUUACUUUACUGCGCCUUAACGCUGGCGUAGCGUUCAAGCAAUCCCAAUCUGAGCGACAGAAUAAGCCAGGCAUCUGCAGCGAUCUUGAACAAUCAACCGAUGACAACAAAAACGCCGAUGAUAGGACGAAUUAUAUGCACGUAGCUGUCAAUAUGGCAACGCUUAUGCCAAACACAUUCCUCAUGCAAGAGUUCAUGCGGACAGCAUAUGAUAAUUACUUGGAUGAUAGGGAGAAUAGCCUGACCGUCGAACUUCCUUUUAUUUUCAUAAUACAAAAGGGAACUGUACUGCCUACAUCUCUUGUACUGCUACGAGAACAAUUCGCUCAAUUCUCCCUGCAGCCUUCUCUGCCUACCUCUACUGAAGAUUUCAUCGACAUCUUGACGGAAUUCUACUCAACACAUGCAGAUAAGCGGGAAGCUUUUGAAUGGCUGGCCGAUUAUCAGUACUGUGACGCCUUUGCCGAUGACAAAGAAAAUGAAUGGAUGGCUAAAUAG
Messenger RNA from Plenodomus lingam JN3, 612 nucleotides. The record is from RefSeq and is a predicted model, not a curated record. Lineage: Eukaryota; Fungi; Ascomycota; Dothideomycetes; Pleosporales; Leptosphaeriaceae.